UGUGAAGUGGAAGUGGAGGACGGCGAGGAGGAAUCAUGUGGAUAGAACAAGUAAGGUAGUAGUAGUAUUAGUACUAGUAGUAGUGGUAGUUCUGCUACUACUUAGACUUGGUGGUGACCGGCAAAUGCUUCAUUCUCGGAUGAUGAGAGCGGUGAGAUCGCUUUGAAAAAUCUCACCAACAACACUCGCAAUGACGAGUUCUUGGGCCGAAGAAGUCUAGGAUUGCCUCGAGGCUUUGGAAUGACCACCAAGAGAAGCUGUGGUGGUCCUCUUUCCUCCUCCCCUACUUAGCCUGACUGUCGUCGUCGUUGUUGUCGUUGUUGUUGUCGUUCUUCGCCGUCGAAGGUGGAGCAGUCGUUGUUCGGUCACACGUCCUCCGUCCACUCCUUUGGAUGGACAUCGUGAGUGCGUAGUUACGAACCUUACGAACCUGAAACCUGGUCUGCCUGGUUCUGUUAUUAAGUGAUUGCCUAACACCCGAUCGACCAAGUCAAGAAAGGGAGUCUGUGCGAAAAACGCAAACGAAGUCAAAAUGGGAACAAACAUUCGAGUGAUGGAGAGGAAAAACGCGAGUACUCCCGACACCUUCUAGUAAGAUGGAUUCACUUUUUGCAAGACUUCACGUGCAAAGUCAACAAGUUUGAGGCAGACAUUCGCACAUUCCAAAGCUCAUCUUCAUUUCGCCGAGCCCGGAUUCAUUCCAGGAGUCGGCUGACCAUCAUCACUUACCCGACAAUCCACUUUGACAGUGAAGCUUUUACUCGCUCUCUCUCUCUUCCCCCUCCCCUCUUUCUCUCUCUCUCUCUCCCAUACUUCGAGUUCACUAUUUUCGGCAUUUGAGACGAAGGUGGGGGAAAUCAUAUUUUCGCAUUGUCUGACUUUCCAAAUCAGACCAAAGAAUUAAAAGCCAAGAGCCGACAAGGUGCGAACGGAAGAAUAGCUCUGGACUAAAGCUAAGCCCAUCCCGACGAGAAUUUUUCAAAAUAGCUCUGAUCGCGAGGGGAUUGCGUUCCGUUCGUUCCAGACAUUUUGUUGCCACAACAGUUCCGUUCCGAUCGUUGGAAAGUCAGGCAAGACACUUACAUGCAAGCAAGCGACGGCGACGGGGAAAAACCUUCACCAAUUCUCGACUUAGAAACGUGAAGGUAAAUCAAGUGUUUUGUCUUUACCCAUUGCUCACUGUUUGGCGGGAGGAAAAAAGGUUUAAUACGUUCCGAUACUUCAUGUCUUUGACAUUUCCUCCCAUCGGCCGUUUUGGACCAAGGUGUUGUGUAGAUUUCUCUUCCAAUCAAGUCAUGGCUUGAAAGGCUACGCUUGAAAGCAUCGUGUGAAUUUUCCCAUUUCCCCACAAGAGACAACACAGUUUAUCUUUUUGGGUGUCGAGAUCCUACUCGAGAUCUGCGGGGAAGCAAAAAAGGUCCAAAAAACGACGUGGACUAACGAAGGACAACACUUAAAGCUCAGUGCCUCCAUCCAUCCAUCCAUCCAUCCAUCAUGACAACCUCCACGGAAGAUCUGACGAUUGUAGACACCACUUUGUCGGUGUCGAGUACAUCGUGGCCCUCCAUUGAUCCCGACCUUGACUGUGGGACCAGAGCGGAUGUGACCCAAUACCAGUUCUGGUGCGACGGGGUCUUAUUAGUGAUCAUUGGCCUGGGAGGAUUCGUUGGGAAUUUAAUGGCCCUGGUGGUGCUCUCCAGACCCAAACUAAGAGACGUCUUCCAUCAGCUCCUUCUGGCCUUGGCUUGCUUUGAUAUUUUGUACAUCAUCUGCGGUGGCGUGAGCUACACAUUCAGAGCCUUCCAAGCCCAGUCCGACAUCUACACAUAUCUGUUUCCGCAUUUGAUUUACCCAUUGUCGCAUGUGGCGGUAACGGGGACGAUAUUCAUGACGUUGGCCAUCUCGAUCGAGCGCUACCUGGGCCUUUGCCAUCCGAUGUUGCCGCCACAUUCUCGCAAGGCUUGGUUUUACAUCGUGCCGGUGGUGGUGAUCGCGUUUGCUCUGAACGUGCCCAAAUUCAUGGAGGUGGAGCUGGAAAUUGAAACCGUCAAUGGGACGGACAUCCCGUUCUUGAAGUCCUCCCAACUCCGUUACAACGAGAACUACGUCCGGGGCUACAUCAUGUGGACACGUUUGUUCUCCACCGCCAUCAUUCCCGUGACCAUGUUACUGUUUCUGAAUACUCGGAUCAUCAUCGACUUGUUCUCAAGUAAAGUGCAACGCUUCGGCUCAACCAAGCGCCAACGCCGCGAGAUCAAUCUCUGUUUCAUUCUGCUCUGCAUCGUGUUUGUCUUCUUCAUUUGUCAUGCAUGCCGUAUCUUCUUGGAUGUGUACGAGUUCUCCAAUGUGGAGAAAAUCAUUCAAUGUGCUCCCGAUCGCCCAUGGCUUCCCGAGGCUUGGGGCCAGGCCCUGCCCUACGUGUCCCACUUUAUGAUGAUCCUCAACUCCUCGGUCAACUUCAUCGUGUAUUGUCUGGUGGGUCACACGUUCCGACGCGAGCUUUGCCGGACAUUGGGCAUCCGAGAUUAUAUGUCGAUUCCCGGCGCAGAGUGGUCCAGACGAACCUCGCGAUCGGAUAUGGUCAAUGGCAAUGGUUCCACUCUGGUUUCCAUUCAACCUGGAGGCAGCCGAUCCCUCAAAAACGGCCAUCGUUCCACCUAUUACAACAGUCCGAGUAGCAGUCCCAUGAAUGAGGGAAAUAAACAAGCCAUGAUAAAUGACCUCACCGAGGUUUAAACUGGCUUCUUGUUUCGUCAUCUUCGUCUUUUUCUUCUAAAUCUUCUUCGUAAGUGCUUCUUUAUCGUCGUUUUCGUCGUCUUCUUCAUCUUCUGCGUGUCUUUCUUCUUCUUCUCCUGUCGAACGGAUUCCUUCGCAUCCUUCAAGAUUGAAAGAAGACACACCACACACCAACAGCAACUACUACUACUACUACUACUACUAGUAGUAGUAGUACUUUUACUACCACCGUACGAUCCGAGCAGAAGUGAAAAUCGCAAUUUCAUCCUCGUCUCAUUUUGAAUUGAUGUGCUGUUCAACAAAUAAUGAAUGUGCAGAGUUACAUAUUGCUCAUUGUUUUUGACAUCCCGUAUUAUUGGACUAGAUUUGGAUCAAGGAAAAGUGCCCUCGACGAAACAAUUCAUCUGCAGGAGUGACAUGGCCUUCCUUUUCCGUGGGACACUUUCCUGAAAAUCGUGACGUUAUGGCGCCAAGUCUCUACUAGUCAGAAAAAAAGCGUGACGGCGCCAAUUGAAAACAAAAAUGAUAAUUCCACUUGGGGAAGAAAACAAACAAACAUUCAUUCUCGCCGAGCAAUGAAGGCCCGUCAAUGUGAACCUCCUUAUGACUUCUUUACGUCGUCAUCACCAUCAAUGUUAAUCGUAUAUUCAUCUUACUACUUUUUGAGCCUAUGCAUGUGUUUCUCGUGGUUCAAUGUGGUCGUCGUCGUCUCCUUUGUCGUUGAAGGAAGGGAAAUUGCCUUCCUUACCAAAAUUCAUUCACCUCGUACCACCCACCCACCAUUCAUGUCAUGUCUGUUCAGGUCAGUUGGGUCGAUCGCUAGACAAGCACGCCAUCAGUUGUUCAUCAUCCCUCAAACGGAGAUCCUUUGUGCGCAGAUGAAUAUCAUGAAUUCUUAUGUUUGUGACCACCUGUGGUCGGAGAACCAAUCGGUUGUGCACCUUCUGUUUUACCAUAUGAAUCAAAUUUUCCUUGAACCCUGGGCGGCGUAACAUUCAUCGCAUUUGAAAUUGACGAUGUAAACUGGAUGUGUUAGGUGGAACAUGUUCGUGUGUAAUCUUCAAAAACCAACAGUACAAUAUAGAUUUGUUCAAUAUCAACUUUAAGUAGUUUGCCUCUUCAUGUUUCAAAAAUAUAUAUAUUUUGGUGCCAAAUAAAUUUCAUGUUUGAAAACGCA
Molecule: messenger RNA, 3913 nt
Organism: Tigriopus californicus
Lineage: Eukaryota; Metazoa; Arthropoda; Copepoda; Harpacticoida; Harpacticidae
Product: FMRFamide receptor-like
Exons: 1
Coding region: 1495-2736 (413 amino acids)
Biological process (GO): G protein-coupled receptor signaling pathway
Cellular component (GO): membrane
Molecular function (GO): G protein-coupled receptor activity
Source: RefSeq, a predicted model, not a curated record